Messenger RNA from Piliocolobus tephrosceles (Ugandan red Colobus), 2619 nucleotides. It is a transcript of the gene ZNF79, whose product is annotated as zinc finger protein 79. Gene Ontology annotation, biological process: regulation of transcription by RNA polymerase II. NCBI's taxonomy places the organism in Eukaryota, Metazoa, Chordata, Mammalia, Primates, Cercopithecidae. The coding region runs from base 963 to 2453 and encodes 496 amino acids. Gene Ontology annotation, molecular function: DNA-binding transcription factor activity, RNA polymerase II-specific; RNA polymerase II cis-regulatory region sequence-specific DNA binding. Gene Ontology annotation, cellular component: nucleus. The transcript is spliced from 7 exons. The record is from RefSeq and is a predicted model, not a curated record.
AGUCGCUUCCUGUCCCCGAAGCUCGGUAUCGUUGGAUUCUGGUGGACUUUAAAGACGUAUGCAACAAAAAAAUACGAUGGAUAAUAUAUUCUGGGAGCAAGCACAGGCGGAAGCGUCUCUGGGAAAUACAAUCCCUGAGCGUGUGUGUAUCACAAACCUGGCGGCAGGAAUGAAAAAGACUGGCCAGAAACAGAGCCCCGCGGCGACUUCUGGGAAUGGAGUCCGGUGAGGCCGCCUCUGGGCGUGUGCGCAUGACCGGAGGUGGCGCCACUCAGGCGCGUCCCUCUAGCGCUGGACCCGGGACCUGGUGUUGGGCAGUACCUGGACAGCGGUUCUUGAGCUCUCGUGGUUGCCGGUCGUUUUCGGAAAGCCGGCAGCGGCUUUUUCACCAGGUUCCGCUUGAGGCCGAGCCAAAGAGUGGCUGUGACUCGGGAGACGGAGUGGAACUCCCAGCUGGGCAGGCCCAGUCCGAUCUCCCGCGACCCAGCACCGCAGGAUCAAACCGUGCCUCUACGGGGAGUGGCUGGAGAGGAAGAGUCCCGCCUGGGAGCCGUCGGAGCAGCCCUGCAGAACGGGGUGGGGGCUGCUGUAGAUAGACCCUGACUCCCGGAGAACUGCUGGGAGGCUGUGGCGCGAGGUGGAACUCAAAUGCUGGAGGAAGGAGGUGAGGAGUGGUAGAGGGAGCGAUCGUCAAGAGAUCGGCUGCUGCUUCGUUUGCCCACGACUGCCGCUGUGUGAGCCGGAUCAGAACUCUUUUUGUCUCUCCUACAGAGACCUGAGAAAGCAGAGCAGAUGGUCAUCAUCUUCCCCAUACUACAAAAAAGGAAAGGAAGUGCUGUCAGGUUAGAUAACUCUCAGUAACAAAAGCCACCUUACAAGGGAUUAUCAUCCCCAUUUUGAGAUGAGAAAAACGAGACUUAGAGAGGUUACGUGAUUUUCACACUGCUGCUGAGUGGCGGAUCAUGGAUACUUUACUGCCUUCCCCAGACCCUGCCCUUCCCCAAGAGGAAAACACAGGAGAGGAAGCAAUGGCUGCUGGUUUCCUCACAGCUGGGCCCCCGGGAUCCACAUUCUUCAGCAGUGUGACAGUAGCUUUUGCACAAGAAGGGUGGAGGUGCCUCGUGUCUACUCCAAGGGAGAGGUAUAAGGAGGGGGUACCAGAAAAGUCCAGGAACCUUGUCCUACUAGGACUUCCAGUUUCCCAGCCUGGCAUGAACUCCCAGUUGGAACAAAGGGAAGGCACAUGGAUGCUGGAGGGCGAAGACCUGCGAAGUCCCUCUCCAGGCUGGAAGAUUGUGUCUGAAUCACCACCAGAGCAAGCCCUUUCUGAAGAAUCAUUCCAAGACCCCCAUGUAGAGAUGCCCCCUGGGGAUUCAGACCAUAGGACCAGUGAGCUUGAGAAGAGCUUCAGCCUGAGACCAGUCCUCUCUCCACAACAGAGAGUGCCCAUGGAAGCGAGACCUCGCAAACGUGAGACGCACACCAAGAGCUUCAAGAACUCCGGAAUCAUGAAACCUCACAGAGCGAAACCGUAUGCAUGUAAUGAAUGUGGCAAAGCCUUCAGUUACUGUUCUUCCCUUUCUCAGCAUCAGAAGAGCCACACUGGAGAGAAGCCCUAUGAGUGCAGUGAGUGUGGGAAGGCCUUCAGCCAGAGCUCAUCUCUCAUUCAGCACCAGAGGAUUCACACUGGAGAGAAACCUUACAAGUGCGGUGAAUGUGGAAGAGCCUUCAGCCAGAACGCUAACCUCACCAAACACCAGCGAACUCACACCGGAGAAAAGCCCUACAGAUGCAGCGAGUGUGAGAAAGCCUUCAGUGACUGCUCAGCUCUUGUUCAGCAUCAGAGAAUUCAUACCGGAGAGAAGCCCUACGAAUGCAGCGACUGUGGGAAGGCCUUCCGUCACAGUGCAAACCUCACGAACCACCAGAGGACUCACACAGGGGAAAAGCCCUACAAGUGCAGUGAGUGCGGGAAGGCCUUCAGUUAUUGCGCAGCGUUCAUUCAGCACCAGAGGAUUCACACCGGGGAGAAGCCCUACAGAUGUGCUGCGUGUGGGAAGGCCUUCAGCCAGAGCGCAAACCUCACAAACCAUCAGAGGACUCACACCGGGGAGAAACCCUACAAGUGCAGCGAGUGUGGGAAGGCCUUCAGCCAGAGUACGAAUCUCAUAAUCCACCAAAAGACCCACACCGGGGAGAAGCCAUACAAAUGUAAUGAAUGUGGGAAAUUCUUCAGUGAGAGCUCAGCCCUCAUUCGACAUCACAUAAUCCACACCGGAGAAAAACCUUAUGAGUGUAACGAGUGUGGUAAAGCGUUUAACCAGAGCUCAUCCCUUAGUCAGCAUCAGAGAAUCCACACAGGCGUGAAACCCUAUGAAUGCAGCGAGUGUGGGAAGGCCUUCCGGUGCAGCUCUGCCUUCAUUAGACAUCAGAGACUCCACGCCGGAGAGUAACCAGGAACAUGGUGGAGUCCCGGACAUGCCGACUCAGGACAGAUGGGUGAGGAUCUGAGAAAUGCUAAAGGCUCGAAAGCAUCUGAAGACAUCUAACUUAAGAGUCUGCAGCCCAGAGCCACAUGCAAAAACACCUUCAGUAAAUAGCCGCUAUUUCACAUGCUGU